This is a messenger RNA of Talaromyces stipitatus ATCC 10500, 771 nucleotides long. RefSeq lists its product as uncharacterized. The transcript has 2 exons. Lineage: Eukaryota; Fungi; Ascomycota; Eurotiomycetes; Eurotiales; Trichocomaceae. Bases 1 to 771 code for a protein of 256 amino acids. The record is from RefSeq and is a predicted model, not a curated record.
AUGAUAAAGACGGUCGAUAUCACAUAUGCUCAAACUGCCAUUCACGUCACUACCGAUAUAGCAACUGCGUAUGCGAAUCUGCGUGAGCAAAGAGAGAUCCGAGCCGAAUACAGUCAUCUCAUCGAAAUACCGCGUGCUCCAAAGUCCUGGGAAGCAUGGAUUAGCGCAUGGGAAAAGGUUAUGAUACGAGCAAUGCUAGAGAACCUGUCGUUUGCAAAGGACAGCACCGAAUGGGCAAAUAACUUUCUUGACGCGUUGAAGCCAUAUUUUGACACCUGGGUUACCGCUUAUAGAAUGAGCAAAGAAAAGGAAAUAGAUAACGGAUCUCUGGACUACCGUACCCUCUCAGGCGCUUUCCGUAGACAUGCCACUGCGACCAAGAGAUCAACCGGUAAGGUUGGCAAAGGCGCAUUUGCAGUCACAUAUGGAGAUAGCGAAGAGCAGGAUGGAAACUUAGAUGCGACGCCAUCCAUAAGAAUUAAUCCUCAGGGUGAUCGCAGAAGAGGAAACAAGAAGCGUAACCGUACAAUUGAAGGCUCAAUUUCUGAAUCAGGAAAGCCACGGUGUAGGGCUUGUGGAAUUCUUGGGCAUAUGGCCAAUGCUUGCUGGUAUAUCUUUCCAAAGAAAGCGCCGAAAAAGUGGUAUCCAAAAGAAGGUGUUCAAGAGAAGGUCGAUAGCAACCUUAGGGAAGAUAACAAACUUGCAGAAGAGAUUGCAAGGAUAAAGAACCCAAAAGCCUCAAAUCAUGAUGACAAAGAGGCUAAUGAGUGA